Messenger RNA from Toxoplasma gondii ME49, 3504 nucleotides. It is a transcript of the gene ALV9, whose product is annotated as alveolin domain containing intermediate filament IMC14. NCBI's taxonomy places the organism in Eukaryota, Apicomplexa, Conoidasida, Eucoccidiorida, Sarcocystidae. The record is from RefSeq and is a predicted model, not a curated record. Bases 481 to 2682 code for a protein of 733 amino acids. The transcript has 6 exons.
UCAACGAAGAUUUGGGUAGACGAGUGUGUAGCGAACUGAAAACCCUUGCGUAUUCGCUCGACCUCCAGCUCAUUCUGCAUCGCGGGGGUUUCCCGAUACCGACCCACGCUGUGCAAGUCGGGAUCUUGAAUGCGACGGCAUUUGUUGCAGCUCAGGGACGCUGAAUGCAACGUGAACAGCCGCCCUCGUUCGUCUGUUUCCUGGUCAACCCUUUAUUUCCGCAAGAAUUUCCGUCGUCACCCGACGGAUUUGUUGCAGUUGCUCCUUUGUCCCGUCAUUCUGCGUGUCACGAGGGGUUUCCGCGGCUCGAGAGAAAGAGGAUGGGCUAGCUGGCGGUCAGAAUCGAUUGCCGAAGCGUUUCGCGACGUAUUCUCCUGCUUUAAAGCGUCAUUCGUUGCUAAUUGAGGACUGGAGUCUUCCUCUUGUGUUUCGUGUGGACCGGAAGGAAAUCGCAUUAAUCCGUUACCAAUAGUGGACACGAUGGAGCUCUGCGAGAGCCCCUGCUGCGAGCCUAGGGAACGUCUCCCAGCGAUCCCGGUACUCCCACUCGCCACCGUUGGAGGGUUGCCGGCAUCUCAAACCCUCAUCGAAGAAAAAGUGACUUAUACUACGAAGCCGAUAGUCGCCGAACAAAUAAUUGAGGUACCACAAGUCGAGUACCGCGACCACUUAGUAGAGGAGCGACAAACGGUGUUUGUGGAGAAGGUUAUUCAUGUUCCUCGAACUGAGAUUCAAGAGCGUAUUGUGGAAGUUCCACGCCAUGUAACUCGAGAAGUUGUUGUCGACGUACCACAAGUUCAAGUUGUCGAGAAGUUUGUGGAGAUACCGACUCCAAUAUACCAGGAGAAAAUCAUUCCGGUGGCUCGCCCGGUGAUUAAACAGAAGACCACGCAUGUGCCAAAACCUGUGCUUCAUGAAAAGUUUGUUGAAGUUCCGCGUGUCUACUACAAACCCGUAACAGUCGAGAAAAUUGUCGAGGUUCCGGAGUACCGUAUCGAGUAUAAGUACCGUGAUGUCCCGGUUCCUCAGAAAGUCUUUAGAGUUGUCCCGUUUGAUCGUAUCAGGUACGUACCACAGAUUCGUUAUGUGGACAAAAUUGUCAAGAAACCAGAAAUCCGUACUAACUCUGUGCCCGUCUUUGAGUCAACACAGGGACGGUCCGUCAAAGUUGCUUCGCCGCGUCGUGUUCCUAUUUCCGGUCCGGCCACACCUGUCCUCAUGGAACGGGAACAGCGUGAAGUGGCUUACUGUGACUCUCUAAUGGAAGGACUUUUUGGCUGUUUCAUGCCAGCCACUCCCGUUGAGAAGCAGGCGUGUCGUGGCGUAAGCAGACGCCGCAUGCGCUUGAGGUCCCCCAGGAGCCCUCCGAUCAACAUGGACGUCGUUGUUAUGUCGAGGAGUCCAAGAAAUAGAAGGAGCAGACGUGUCUUUGGUGACUGCUGCAGCUCGGAUGUCGCGGAGGUGAGGACGCCUCGACUAAUGCACUUACCUGCGCCAACUCCGGUCGCUGGACUCGCUGUCUCAUCAGUUCAACACCCAUCCCUAAAACGGCCUCAGCCUGUACCAUAUCCACUUCCCUCUCCGCCAUCGCUGCCGACAAUGGUGUCUCCCUGUCCCCCUCCAGAGGCGAUGAUUGAGACAAAGCUCGGUGCUAUGACAUUCCGUCAGUUUGAGAAACUGAAUAAUGAAGAUAUUCUGGGGAAACACUUACGCCCAUACGACAUCCCUACAUCAAAUGGGCAAGUUGAUUCCUGUGACACUUCAAAGUGUUCCACACUGCCUCGCCCAGAAGAGACAACAAUCACAUCCAACCACCGACAGAUCCAUCCAGGACAGCUGUUUGGUGAAGGUGCGCUUUCCUCCUCUGCUGUGAGCCCUCGAGGCGGCACAAGAAGUUCAGAUAUAUCUGAAGUGCUACAGAGACAGCGUGAAGAGCUGAAGCUUCGGAUCGAGCACGAACGGAUUCACGCUGAACGUCUCCGUUUAGCGUGUUUAGCUGAAGAAAAGCGCAUGCAGCUGCUCGAACUCGAGGAACAACAGAGGCAGGUGCGGCUGCAGGCGCACAAGCAGCAGACUGAGUAUGAAGCUCAGCAGCAGCUUUUUGCGAGAGAACAGGAACAUCUCCAGAAGGAGGCCCUUGCCGGUGAUGUUAUGAUCCAGACGCGGUAUGGCCCUAUGAAAUUCCAGGAGUUUGAAAAACUGAACAACGAAGACUUUAUGAAAAGCCCUCGAGGACUUCAAAUCAGCACUUGUAACACAAUGGCGUAUUCUCCUAGUUUAGCAACUCCACGCACGCAAGCUGGUGAAACCGACUACCGCACACACACGUCGGUGGCGUACGUUGGAGGGACUGCUUCGGUCCCACAACAGGUCCCGAUAUAUCAGGAGGCACCCGUGAUACUGUCUCCCCGAGUAGUGGUGCCGAACAGAGGGCCUGUGUAUCUGCAGGAACAUCAGCCGAUGUAUCUUCCCAGAACUUUUCAAUGUAGCCAUCAUGGUGACUGUCCCGUUGGUGGCUUGCACCCUACCGUCGGUGAGUCACACGACGAGGACCUUCUGGAUGAGCGUUACACGAUUCAACUUCAACAGCUAACAAAGAUAGCUUUUCGCAACGCGUAUCAAGCAGGUCUGAAUGUGUACGAAGGAGUCCGCAGUCUCGUGAAUUGGGGGAAAUCAGGUUGAUGCAGGCGAGUAUGUUCAAAUACAGAUGCCGUAUGUGUAGUUUGUUGAAAAUUGACUUAUUUUGCCAUGACGAUUGUUAUCGUCGGAUUCGUUGAGGGCGACCACCUCUGUGCUGCCGACGCAUGGGCAGAAGCACUCUGGAGCAGAUGUAUUAUUUGUACUUGCGCAUGAGGAUUGGGCAAAUGCGUCCAAGUUGUAGGUGCCUGAGGACACCUUGGGUCACCGUCGCAAGGCUUAAUAUAGCGGCGGAUCCGGCAGUGGUAGAGUAACCGAAGAAAGUGGCCGAGCACAUCCACAUUUUUCGAUGCAGUGGUAAGCGCAUGUUCGCCGAUGCUUGAUUCCGUCUUGCAUGGAAGAUGGUAUUCUGGUCAGCGAAUUGUGUGAGUGCUUGUCAUAACCUGUUCAAGGAAACAAAUGCGAGGCGAGUGUCUUGUGUUCACUUACUUCUGUCAAAUAUGAACCUUUCUUGGUGUUCGUACACUGCAUCAUGAUAGGUUGUAACACCUGUUGACUGCAUGGCCGACACAGGAUAUAUUGAGAACCCAGCUUGGGAUACAUUUUUUGUUUGUGAUGUGUAGAAGGAACGCUCCGGCGUGUUAUUUCUAUGCCCUGGAACAGCUGCUCAGCAACUGUCUUGCCUCCGUACGGUGAUUGAUAUUUAUUGUGGAAAUUGAAUGAGUUGAGGGUUCCUCAAAGGGCGACGCGGGUGUUAGUGGCCGAAUUUAUCCCGCCUCUCACACACGAUUUUCAUUAGCUGUGGUUUCAUGAACAAAACUUAUGCAGCCGAACUGUUUCUUCGGUGCAGAAAAGAAUUCUGUUUAC